Messenger RNA from Calypte anna (Anna's hummingbird), 2169 nucleotides. RefSeq names its product squalene synthase. Lineage: Eukaryota; Metazoa; Chordata; Aves; Apodiformes; Trochilidae. The transcript has 8 exons. Gene Ontology annotation, cellular component: endoplasmic reticulum membrane. Gene Ontology annotation, molecular function: squalene synthase [NAD(P)H] activity. Bases 64 to 1335 code for a protein of 423 amino acids. The record is from RefSeq and is a predicted model, not a curated record. Gene Ontology annotation, biological process: cholesterol biosynthetic process; farnesyl diphosphate metabolic process.
AGCGGCGGGGCAGGGAUAGAGGGGGGGGGGCGGUGGGGAACGAGCGUCGGUACCGGGGGGGAGAUGAACGUGGGCCCAAUGGAGCUGCUGAAGAAAUGGCUGAGCCACCCUCAGGACAUUUACAACCUGCUGCGGUUCAAGAUGGGAGGCUACCGGACCGUCAUGCCGCCGGUAGACCCGGAAUCGCUGGGACGGGGACUCCGAACCUGCUACCGGUACCUCAACCAGACCAGCCGGAGCUUCGCCGCUGUGAUCCAGGCCCUGGAUGGAGAGCUGAGACAUGCUGUCUGUAUAUUCUACCUCGUCCUCCGUGCUCUGGACACUGUAGAGGAUGACAUGACCAUCAGCUUAGAGGUCAAGGUCCCAAUGCUCCACAAGUUUCACACCUAUCUCUAUCAACCAGAGUGGAAAUACAUGGAGAGCAAGGAGAAGGACAGGCAGGUGCUCGAGGACUUCCCAACGAUCUCCAUGGAAUUCAGGAACCUGUCAAAAGUCUACCAGGAUGUGAUUUCAGAUAUCUGCCACAAGAUGGGUGUGGGGAUGGCAGAGUUCUUGGAGAACAAGGUGGACUCUCUGGAUGAAUGGGAUAAGUAUUGUCACUACGUUGCUGGGCUGGUGGGCAUUGGCCUUUCCCGUCUCUUCUCUGCAUCAGAGCUUGAAGAUCCCAUUGUUGGGCAGGACACAGAGCUGGCCAACUCCAUGGGCCUCUUCCUACAGAAAACCAACAUCAUCCGUGACUAUCUGGAGGACCAACAGUCAGGAAGGGAGUUCUGGCCCAGAGAGGUUUGGAGCAGAUAUGCCAAGAAGCUCUCAGAUCUUGCCAAACCAGAGAACAUUGAUAUGGCUGUCCAGUGUCUGAAUGAGCUCAUCACCAAUGCCCUCCACCACGUUCCUGAUGUCCUCACGUACUUAUCCCGCCUGAAAAACCAAAGUGUCUUCAACUUCUGUGCUAUCCCCCAGGUGAUGGCUAUUGCCACGUUGGCUGCUUGCUAUAACAACCAGCAGGUGUUCAAAGGGGUGGUGAAAAUCCGGAAGGGACAAGCUGUCACUCUUAUGAUGGAUGCCACAAACAUACAAGCUGUCAAAGCCAUCAUGUACCAGUAUGUGGAAGAGAUCUACCAGAAGAUCCCAAGCACUGACCCCUCAUCCAACAAGACACAGCAGAUCAUCUCCUCCAUCCGUGCCCUGAGUUUGCCCAACAGCUCCAUGGCAUCCCGGCACCACUACUCCCCCAUCUACCUGUCCUGUGCCAUGCUCCUGGCUGCAUUGAGCUGGCAGUACCUCAGCACCAUCUCCAAGGCCACUGAGGACUAUGUCCAGGCAGGGGAGAACUGAUGAGCCAGGAGGUGGGUGGGGGGAAAGAGAUGGUGGUCAGUGGCUGGGCAGGAUGCUCCUUGUCCCCUGCAGGUGGGGCUGGUCAGGCAGAAAGGUGCCAUGGGGCCUGGGAGGUGAGGAGGAGAGGACAGCAGUGAGCUGCAGCCCUGGGGUGAUGGGGCAGCAUUGCUGGAGUCUGCUCCUCACCACCCUUGCCAUCUGCUGGGAUGGUUACCAAUGCUGAUUGGAGUCUUACUGUUUGGGAUUGAGGUUUUUUUCCCUUAUGUUUUUGUUUGUUCGUUUGUUCUGUUGUGGUUUUUUUGUUUGUUUUGUUUUUUUUUUUCCAGCUUGGAUGGUUUUAAAUAGAAACUCUGGUUGCCUCUUUUCUUGCUUGAGAUUUGAGGCAACUUUCCAGCUCAGAGCUGAGGCAAAACCCACCUUGGUUUUGCUUCUUUUUUCGUAGACAACCUCUUCCCCAUCACCUCUGGUACCUGCUCUGCACUGGAAGGACACUUCUUUAGCUGGGAGAGGAACACAUUUCCUUAUCCAAGGAAGAAUCUCUGGCCACCUUCUGGCCUGCAGCCCAGGCUGGUUGAUUUCCUGCAGCUUGGCAACAGGCAGAGGCAAUCUUCAUAUUGCUGUCGUGGUGCUGAAGGAGGCUCCUGGGCUUGGAAGAAGCCCUUUUAAUCAUAAAUGCAUAAAAGGGAGGAUGCUCUGUCCACUUCAAGGUGCCCCUAGCUGAAAUGCACCUCUUGCAGCCCCCUGCCCUCUCAAAGCUUCAUAGUUUAGCAGCUGGGGAGGUGGUGAAACAGAAGAGAUGGGAGCUGCCUGCAUGGCCCUGAGCUAAUAACCCCA